CGCCAAAUGCGGAGAGCAUCUAGGUAACGACUCAGUGGCAUAGCAGCAGCGAUAGCAAAACAACUAUUUGAGACACUCUAAGCGCUCGUGGCACUUUCCUUCAUAUUAUACUCAACAGCUACUGCAACCAAGCCUGCAUAUUCUUCUGCACGCCACCUCUACCAUCACAUCAGCAACAAGGCUUCCUUAACACACACUACUAGCCGACUUCCAACCAAUCAACUGAAUCAUGCCACAGCCUCACCAGCGCAUCCUGGAUUCGCACAUCCAUCUCUGGCCCUCAACAGCAACGUCAUCUUCUGAGCAUGGCUGGAUGACACCCAACCACCUUCUCGCCAAGCGCCACGGAAUUUCAGACUACCUAUCCAUUGCCUCAUCACCACCCCCAACUGGUUUCAUAUAUGUAGAAACAGACCGAUACCUACCAUUGCCUUUUCCCAGCGACAUUUCCUCUUCUCCGUCCAACGAAAAAGAAGUGGAAGAAGCGAAGCAGAAACUCUCGCAAUGGGCCGCACAACCACUGGAAGAAAUAAAAUUUCUCCGACGAAUUGCAGAAGCGAAACCAGAAGAUGGCGAUGGAUUUACCCCGCAAGAAGCAGAUAAAAUGCUCGGGUGCGUGGUAUAUGGUCCUCUGCACUUGUCGCCUGCUUUAUUUCGCAUCUAUAUUGAGCUAGCGGAACAAACCGCGGGACCCAAGUUGUGGAGCAAAGUCGUGGGAUUUAGGUAUUUGCUCCAGGGAAAGGGUGACGGGGUUGUGCAACGCAUGUUUAAAGAGAACGAAGAGUCAUGGGUUAAUAACCUGAGUGUUUUGAGACGCGGAAACGGUGGUAAGGGGUGGGCCUUCGAUGUCGGAGUUGAUAUCAAUCGAGAUGGGACUGGACCAAUGGAAGCAGUUGGCAAGUUGAUCACGAAAGUGAGACAGGAAGAAAAGAAAGAAGGUAUUGAAGAUGGAAAAGGGGUGAGAUUCGUGUUGAACCACCUCGCAAAACACCCCCUCUCCCCUACUGCCCCAAUCCCAUCACCCAUCUGGAUCUCCUCAAUCUCCUCCCUUUCCUCUGACCCCUGCGUCUCCAUGAAAUUCUCCGGCGCCCUUAACGAAUUCAUAGACACCCCCGGCACCCCCUCCGACAUCCCCACUCUCGUUAAAACCCUCUCCCCCUUUUUCAACCACGUUUUCCAGUCUUUUGGUGCCCGCAGGAUUCUGUUUGGCAGCGAUUGGCCCGUGUGCAACGUCGGUGGGCCAAAUGGCGAAGCAGGAAAUUGGUCAUUAUGGAGGGAAGUAGUGCAGGGGUGUUUGGAGGUUAGGGGUUUGAGCGAGGAGGAGAAGGAGAGUGUGUGGUGGGGAGCCGGGUGUACUGCGUAUGCUUUGAAUGUGUGAUUUGGAUUCAACUGAAUUGGGUCCGGAGGUGGAUGCAAGGAGAAGGAAGCGGGGAAGAGGGAGGGGGUAAAAGCAUGUUGAGGCUUGGUAGUUGGAAAGUGACGUGAUAUGACCUGAUUCCUACUGUUUCUUUAUCACCAAAUGAAUUUAUAUUGCACACGCACCCUCUUCUCGUAGCUUAAAAGAUUUGAUGUCUAACCAUCGUUGUCUGCCUCACAAAGUUCUGUCACAUAAUCUGGAAACAAAUCAGCCGGAGCACUAAUAAACGCAUCUUUCUUCUUCUUCUUCUUCUUCUUCUUCUUCACGAACUAGCUUCCACGUAUCGAUAGCCCAUCAUCCACCAAGGAAUAAGACCAAGAAAGACCUAGACAGAGUUCAUACCAUCGGCCUACUACACAUCGACGACGUAAUCUACCCUUUCAUUCCACAUUCAAGCU
Messenger RNA from Bipolaris sorokiniana ND90Pr, 1815 nucleotides. RefSeq lists its product as uncharacterized. The coding region runs from base 230 to 1378 and encodes 382 amino acids. The record is from RefSeq and is a predicted model, not a curated record. Lineage: Eukaryota; Fungi; Ascomycota; Dothideomycetes; Pleosporales; Pleosporaceae. Gene Ontology annotation, molecular function: hydrolase activity. The transcript has 2 exons.